UAUUUCCUUUCACACCUGUAAUUUGUUUUUGCUUAUUGCCCAAGCCAGCACCUAAAAUCCUAUCAUAUAGCCCAUGAAGACUCCAUUCCAGGCAACUCGAGAAGAAAUCAGUAUUUGACAAGGAAGACAAGAAACAAAAGCAAAGAAGAAGAAGAAAGAGGAUGGGAGGAGGAACAGAAGCUUUUCCAGAUUUAGGAAGACACUGCCAACUAUCUGAUUGUCAUCAACUCGAUUUUCUCCCUUUUACCUGCCAUGCUUGUCAUAAGGUAUUCUGUGUGGAGCAUAGAUCAUGCAAGUCUCACGAAUGCCCAAAAGCCGACUUUAACAGCCGAAAGGUUUUGGUCUGCGAAAUUUGCUCCGUGUCCAUUGAGACUACCGGAUGCAAAAAUGAAGACGAUAAGGCCAUAUUGCAGAAACACGAGAAAUCUGGGGAUUGUGACCCGAAGAAGAAGAAGAAACCUACCUGCCCUGUGAAACGAUGCAAGGGAAUCUUGACCUUCUCCAACACUAGCACUUGCAAGACUUGCCAGAUUCAAGUUUGCCUCAAGCACAGGUUUCCUGCUGAUCACGCCUGUAAACGGAAUUCUUCAUCAUCACAGCCGUUGGUUAAGGAUCUCAAGGAAGCCAAUAAGUUUUUGACUGCUUUGGUUGCAAGGAGUGGGAAUGAUUGUGGGAAUAAAAGCCGUCCCUCAUCUUCACACCCUACUAACCCUUCCGUUAAAGCUUGCUGAUCGCUUCACAGACAUUAUUACUAUGCAUCUCUAUCGUUUGUAAAUUACAUUAUUUAAGCGCUCAUUAAUUGAAUUGAAAACGAUGUUAUAUUUUCUAA
Capsicum annuum is the source of this 829-nucleotide messenger RNA. RefSeq names its product zinc finger AN1 domain-containing stress-associated protein 12. The coding region runs from base 162 to 731 and encodes 189 amino acids. NCBI's taxonomy places the organism in Eukaryota, Viridiplantae, Streptophyta, Magnoliopsida, Solanales, Solanaceae. Gene Ontology annotation, cellular component: cytoplasm. The record is from RefSeq and is a predicted model, not a curated record. The transcript has 2 exons. Gene Ontology annotation, molecular function: zinc ion binding.